GCCAAGCCAAGCAAGCCGUGGUCCGUGGAGCUAGCGCAUCGACAAGGUCGUAAGUAAAUUAAUUAAGUUAUGUCGCACAUCGCCGUGGAGCGCAACCGGCGGCGGCAGAUGAACGACCACCUCAAGGUGCUCCGCUCGCUCACGCCCGCAUUCUACAUCAAACGGGGCGACCAGGCGUCGAUCAUCGGCGGCGCCAUCGACUUCAUCAAGGAGCUACAGACGCUACUGCAAUCGCUGGAGGCCCAGAAGAAGCGCAGGCAGCAGCCGCAGGCGCACCUAAUCUCGCCGGCAUCGAUAUCGGCCUCCGGCGGCGGCAGCCCCAGCCCCACGCCCAGCCCGCGCUCCCUCAUCACCUCCUGCUCUCCCACUGCCGCCGCCGGCAGCAGCGCCGGCAGCUCAUCCUCCAUCUCCCCCAAGGACGAAAAUAAGCAGCAGCUGCAGCUGGUAGCAGAGCUCGCCGCCUGCUGCAACUCCCCCAUGGCCGACGUGGAGGCUAGGAUCUCCGGCGCCAACGUGCUUCUUCGCACGCUCUCUAGGCGCGCCCCUCCCGUCAGGAUCAUCGCCCUUCUCGAGAGCCUCCAUCUCGAGGUGCUCCAUCUCAACAUCACCACCAUGGACGACACCGUCCUCUACUCCUUCGUCCUCAAGAUCGGCCUCGACUGCCACCUCAGCGUCGACGACCUUGCCAUGGAGGUCCACCAGUCCUUCAUGCCGCCACCUGCAGCCCACCCCGAUAAUCACCUCCAUUCCUAGCUACCUACCUACCUUAAUUUGCUUUUUCUAUAUAUAUAAUAGUAUCGUCACCUCGCACGAUUCAUCAUGCAUGUUCC
Oryza sativa Japonica Group (Japanese rice) is the source of this 830-nucleotide messenger RNA. Its product is annotated as transcription factor MUTE. The record is from RefSeq and is a predicted model, not a curated record. Gene Ontology annotation, biological process: guard cell differentiation; stomatal complex development; positive regulation of DNA-templated transcription. Gene Ontology annotation, cellular component: nucleus. Lineage: Eukaryota; Viridiplantae; Streptophyta; Magnoliopsida; Poales; Poaceae. Gene Ontology annotation, molecular function: protein dimerization activity; DNA-binding transcription factor activity.